This is a messenger RNA of Phymastichus coffea, 1925 nucleotides long. RefSeq names its product protein transport protein Sec61 subunit alpha (gene Sec61alpha). Bases 225 to 1655 code for a protein of 476 amino acids. Gene Ontology annotation, cellular component: membrane; Sec61 translocon complex. The transcript is spliced from 7 exons. Gene Ontology annotation, molecular function: transmembrane protein transporter activity; signal sequence receptor activity; ribosome binding. The record is from RefSeq and is a predicted model, not a curated record. NCBI's taxonomy places the organism in Eukaryota, Metazoa, Arthropoda, Insecta, Hymenoptera, Eulophidae. Gene Ontology annotation, biological process: post-translational protein targeting to membrane, translocation; SRP-dependent cotranslational protein targeting to membrane, translocation.
UCAUACGUGUCCAUAGGCUACAUUGAAGAACGGAAGAGAAAGAGAGAAAGCAACUUUUUUCGGGGCAACCUCGCGGGACCAACUCGCGUGUUCUCUUCGCUCUUGUACGUGCAGCUGCGACACAAGACACCUUAACGUCUGCAAGGUUUCGGACACCUUCUGCACCAUCAAUUAACUAUUUUAAGUCAGUGAAUCUAUGGCGCGAUAGCACAAAAAGAAAUAAAAUGGGCAUCAAAUUUCUUGAGAUAAUCAAGCCUUUCUGUGGCAUUCUGCCAGAAAUAGAAAAGCCUCAGAGAAAGAUCCAAUUUAGGGAAAAGGUACUAUGGACUGCAAUCACUCUUUUCAUUUUCUUGGUUUGCUGCCAGAUUCCUCUCUUUGGAAUCAUGUCUUCAGACAGCGCAGAUCCAUUCUAUUGGAUUCGUGUAAUUCUGGCAUCCAAUCGAGGUACUUUGAUGGAACUUGGUAUUUCACCAAUUGUCACCUCGGGUCUUAUCAUGCAACUUUUGGCUGGAGCUAAGAUCAUUGAAGUUGGUGAUACGCCAAAAGAUAGGGCUCUUUUCAAUGGAGCUCAAAAACUGUUUGGUAUGAUCAUCACUGUUGGACAAGCUAUUGUUUAUGUCAUGACUGGCAUGUAUGGAGAUCCUGCUGAAAUUGGGGCUGGAGUUUGUCUUUUAAUCAUUAUUCAGUUGUUUGUUGCGGGAUUGAUUGUACUGCUACUUGAUGAAUUACUUCAAAAAGGAUAUGGUCUUGGCAGUGGUAUUUCUCUCUUCAUUGCUACCAACAUCUGUGAAACCAUUGUUUGGAAAGCCUUUUCACCUACCACUGUCAAUACGGGACGAGGUACUGAAUUUGAGGGUGCUGUUAUUGCUCUAUUCCAUCUUUUGGCUACAAGGCAAGACAAAGUCAGAGCUUUAAGAGAGGCUUUCUACAGGCAGAACCUCCCCAACUUGAUGAACUUAUUGGCCACUGUUUUGGUCUUUGCUAUAGUUAUAUACUUCCAGGGCUUCCGAGUGGAUCUUCCAAUUAAGUCUGCCAGAUAUCGUGGACAACAGAGUAGUUAUCCUAUCAAACUUUUCUACACUAGCAACAUUCCAAUCAUUCUCCAGUCUGCACUGGUUUCUAACUUAUAUGUCAUAUCUCAGAUGUUGGCUAUUAAAUUCCAUGGAAAUAUUAUUGUGAAUUUACUUGGUGUCUGGUCUGAUGUUGGCGGUGGUGGUCCAGCUAGAUCUUAUCCAGUUGGAGGGCUGUGUUACUAUCUCUCACCACCUGAAUCUGUUGGUCAUAUUGUGCAAGAUCCUGUUCAUGCUGUUCUUUACAUAAUUUUCAUGUUAGGAUCUUGCGCAUUCUUCUCAAAGAGCUGGAUUGAAAUUUCCGGAAGCUCUGCUAAGGACGUUGCGAAACAAUUGAAAGAUUCACAGAUGGUGAUGCAGGGUCAUCGUGAGAAAUCGUUGAUUCACGAACUGAACCGAUACAUCCCAACUGCAGCUGCUUUUGGUGGUUUGUGUAUUGGAGCUCUUUCCGUAUUGGCUGAUUUCCUUGGUGCUAUCGGUUCCGGAACUGGUAUUCUGUUGGCCGUCACCAUUAUCUACCAAUACUUUGAAAUCUUCGUCAAGGAACAAAGUGAGAUGGGUGGUAUGAGUACUCUGCUAUUCUAAAGACUGAUAUCAAGGGUUACGGUCGCGAACCCGCAGGCGAGUAGACACGAAGUAACCACGACCACAACACUCUUAUACAGUGAAAUUCUUUUUCGAGUUAUUCUCGGAAGUGUUUCUUUUUUUUUCACUCCUAUGGAUCAUAAAACUGAUGUUUUUGUAGUGGAAUUAAAAGUCUGAGAUAACAUUUUUCAUAAAUCCUUUUUUUUUUCCUUGUUGUUUGUUGUUAUACAAAUAAAAAUUUAUAUACAUACAACAUACGUACGCGAACAU